AUGACCAAGAAGAGGAGGAACAACAGGCACGCCAAGAAGGGCCGUGGCCACAUGCAGCCCAUCCGCUUCACCAACUGCGCCUGCUGCGUGCCCAAGGACAAGUCCAACAAGAAGUUCAUCAUCCGCAACAUGGUGGAAGCCGAGGCCAUCAGGAACAUCUUCAAGGCUAGUGUUUUCGACUCUUAUGUGCUCCCCAAACUGUAUGUGAAACUGCAUUACUGUGUGAGCUGCAUAAUCCACAGCAAGGUAGUGAGGAAUCUGUCUUGUGAGGCACAAAAGGAUCGAACACCCCCACCCUGCUUCAGACCUACUGAUACUGCCCCCAGACCCCCUCCAAAGCCAAUGUAA
This is a messenger RNA of Dromiciops gliroides (monito del monte), 348 nucleotides long. RefSeq names its product 40S ribosomal protein S26-like. Gene Ontology annotation, cellular component: cytosolic small ribosomal subunit; ribosome. The coding region runs from base 1 to 348 and encodes 115 amino acids. The record is from RefSeq and is a predicted model, not a curated record. The transcript has a single exon. NCBI's taxonomy places the organism in Eukaryota, Metazoa, Chordata, Mammalia, Microbiotheria, Microbiotheriidae. Gene Ontology annotation, biological process: translation. Gene Ontology annotation, molecular function: structural constituent of ribosome; mRNA binding.